Molecule: messenger RNA, 1007 nt
Organism: Myiozetetes cayanensis
Lineage: Eukaryota; Metazoa; Chordata; Aves; Passeriformes; Tyrannidae
Product: CREB-regulated transcription coactivator 2-like
Biological process (GO): protein homotetramerization; positive regulation of transcription by RNA polymerase II
Cellular component (GO): cytoplasm; nucleus
Molecular function (GO): cAMP response element binding protein binding
Source: RefSeq, a predicted model, not a curated record
AUGGCGGCGGCGGGCGCGGGGGCCGGGCCCGGGCCCGGCGCGGGGCCCUCGGCGGGCGCGGGGGCUUCGAACCCCCGCAAGUUCAGCGAGAAGAUCGCGCUGCAGAAGCAGCGGCAGGCGGAGGAGACGGCGGCCUUCGAGGAGGUCAUGAUGGAGAUCUGCUCCACACGGCUGCAGGCCCAGAAGCUGCGCUUGGCCCACGGGCGGGGUCCGUUCUACAGCGGCUCCCUGCCCAACGUCAACCAGAUCGGCUCCGGCCUGCCCGACUUCCCGGGCCCGUCCCCUCUGGACUCCACUCGGAGCACGCGGCACCACGGGCUGGUGGAGCGGGUGCAGCGGGACCCCCGCCGGAUGGUGUCCCCCCUGCGGCGCUACGUCCGCCAGAUCGACAGCUCCCCGUACGGACCCACCUACCUGUCCCCUCCGCCCGAGCCCAGCUGGAGGAGGACCAUGCCUUGGAGCAACUUCCCGAUGGAAAAAGGACAUUUAUUCCGGCUGCCCUCGGCUCUCAACAGGACGAACUCCGACUCGGCCCUGCACACGAGCGUGAUGAACCCCCCUCCCCAGGACUCCUACCUGGGCCCCUCCCAGGGCCCCCCGCCCGGCAGACGCACGGGUUUCCUGGACGGGGACUCGGACAACAAGGUGAUGUUUCUUUUCCAAGUGCCUCCCAUCGAAGAGAACUUCGAUGACAACAAGCACUCGCUGAAGCCCUGGGACACCAAGAGAGGUCUCUCGUCCUCCUCGGCACGGCGAUCCUGCGAGGUCCCGGGAAUCCACGUGUUCCGUCCCCGGACCAACCUGCCAACAGUGCCCCUCAUGCCCUCGGCCCUCAACACGGAGUCCCUGCCCGACCUGACCACGCUGCACUUCCCUCCCCUGCCCACCCCCUGGACCCCGGAGGCCGUUCCCCCUGAGCGGGGCAGCAGCACCUCCAACCUGGCCACCACCGUGGCCCACCUGGGCAUCAGCGGCACCAGCACGGGGGGCUGGGCUACGACCCCCAG